CUGUGAGGAUAUGGGUUGGAUCCUGGCCUCACUCAGUGGAUUAAGGAUACAGCCCUGCCACAAGCUGCAGUGUAGGUUGCAGAUGCAGUUCGGAUGCAGUAUUGCUGUGGCUGUGGUGUAGCCUGCAGCUUCAGCUCUGAUUCAACUCCUAGCCCAGGAACUUCCAUAUGCUGCGGGCGCAGCUGUAAAAUGGGGUGGGGAGGAGGAUAACUACCAGCUCAAUACAGAUGUCUCUAAACUAAAAUUAAAUGUCAAAUUAACAUUUUCAUAAUGAAACAGGAAAAACUUGAUAACUAAAAAUUAUUGUCUGCCACUAUAUACCAUUAUCUUUAGUUCACAGACAUCUCGGUUUAAAAUUUUCCUUUUCAUUAUCAUGCACAUUGUUGAUGAUUUCCUUAAAUUGAAAUGGUAUGAACUACCCAUUCCCAAAGGUUAAUAUUUUAGUAACCAUAUUGAAAGGUAGGAAACUAUUGGGACAAAAAGUAAAAGACAAGUGAGGUGAAGACUGAAGUUAUCAAAAACUUUAGAAUGAGUUUUUGAAAACUUUGGUCAUUUUAACCAUUUAUAUGAUAUUUGAAUGCAAUUGCAAGAAGUAUGAAAUUGAAAUUGAAAAGCUGAGUUUGAUAUUUGGUUAUAAAUAUGACAUUGUGGGUGUUGGAUCUUUAAAAAAUGUGUUUUUAUUAUAUGAGGAAUAUACUCCAAAAUUUAAAAAAAAUAUAUGAUUGUAGUAAAAUGAAAGGAGCAUUGGCAAGGUGUCAAGCUAAAUUUAGAAGCAGAAACAAACAGAAAACAAUAGAUAGUAACAAGGAAAAAUAUGUAUCAGGCACUGAAAAAAAAUGCACUUAAGAUAAAAUAGAGCUGGUACUGACUAUUUUAAUAGUAAUGGCUAAAAGUAAUUGAACACUUACUAGAUGCCAGGUAACAUAUUUGACACAUAUUGUUCUGUUUAUUUCAAGCAGCCUUUCUUCUCAAAUGGGAACUAAAAUCAUCCACCUUUUAGAGCUAAGGAACUAGGUUUCACAUAGGCUAAUAAAUUAUCUAUGUCACAUAUUUUGCCCUGUGUUUUCAUUCCACUUCAUAUUGUAAGCAUUUUCCAAGUCGCUAAAUUAUAAUUUGAAAACUCGAAACACACAAAAGAUAGCCGUCGAACUAUAUUAUUAUAUAAAUAGGUCACUUUGUGUGCAUCCAAUCCCUAAUUAUUGAAGACCCACCAGCAUUGGUAACUUGUUUAAACUUUACUAAAUAUAGGGAAAACACCUCAUAUAUUUUCACAUGGCAGGGCUUGAAUAAAUAUUAUCAUGCAAGUCUCAAAUGGGAAAAAACUCAGGUUAUUUAGCAUAUUUUAUUUAAAAUUUUCCCCAGAGAGUAAUCUUUCAAUUCUUUUAUCCCUUCAAUAUCAGUAUAAUGAAAUAUAAUUGAAAAUGACUCAGCUGUUUGGGAACAUCUCUUAAAUUAUCCUUUAGCAGUGGGACAUCUCCACUGAUACUGAGUUUAUCCUCACCCCUGGCAGAUUCCUCCGAUUUCAGAAAUCUCUGAUACUUUAAAGGUUAGGCUAAGUGAACACUGAUAAAAUGUAGAGGUGACAAAAUAUAGAGGUAAACCACCUCCUGUGACUCCUAAGGAAAAGACAGUGGGGGCAGUUUCUACCCAUGGUGGAGUAGGGGGGUUAUUUUCUAUUCAAUUACACCCCAUAGAACAUUUUAAAAAGAAAAGCCUUGACUCCAGAUAUCAGCCAUGUAUAAAUACUUGUGGUGUAUAAAACCAGAAGCAGCUAAUAUUUUUUAAUGGAGAUAAAAAAAGCACAUAGAAAACAAUAACAUUUAUUUUAAAUCAUAGUUUACACCAAAGUAAUUGAAUUUAAAACUAAUUAAACAAGAAAACAUCAAUUAGAUAUCUCUUCUCCCUCUUGUACAAUUACAUUGUUUUAUUGCCCAUGUUUCAUAAUUGUUGCCAAGCAGCUUUUAAAUCUUAUCAUUACUUUUGCAGAAAAGGAAACUGUGAAGUGUUAUAUGUUCUGGAAUCUAAGGUGUUUUGAUAGGUUGGCUGCUGGUGCUGAAAUUAGGUCCUUUUUACAGAUGCUCUUAGUACAUUUGAUUUUAUUAGAAAUAUUUGAGCUCAUGGUGAUCUCAUUCCUGGAAAUAAAUAAUUACAGUUGCUCAUGACUACUUUAUAUUAUAGCCAGAUCUAAACCUAGCCAAGUUACCAUGAACUCCCCUUACUGACUCGCCUGACUUCAAGCAAAAAGAAAGACAGUACCUUUAAGAACAAGCUGUUUUCAAGGGCAAAAGAUGCCAAGGUCCUAUUUAAUUGCAUCACGGAGCAGGCAGGUAUAAAAGGAAGGGGGUAUCUGUGAAAACACUAUCUCACUCUUUAAAUGAAUUCAAUUUUUGCCCAACCUUCCUUUUAUUCUUCCCGUUUUGGGAAGAUGAAUUUAGUUGAAGAGCACUGUUUUAAAAAAUAUUUCCAAGUAAAAAGAACUUUCAUAAGGAAUUAGUGCUGGAUUUGUAAUUCCAUAUGUAAUACAUAAUUCAAUGUGGAAUGUGGAAUUCUGCUGCUGGAGAACGUUUUUUUCAUUCUUCGGUGUCCUUAUUCAUGACUGCUCUUUUGAUACGUUUUUUCCUUCAUGUAGCCUAAAACUUAUAAUAACCUGAUCCCAUCCAUAAUGAUUCUGCAUCACACUUGUUAGUAUAUCGUAGAACUUUUUACCCAUUGUUCAGACUUUCAUACCCAUAAUCUCACUGAUAACGUAUAUAUGUAUCGGUCCUGAGGGAAAUUCUAAAUAUUACUUUAAACAUCUCAAGAUCAUAUAACAGAAGCUCAGAAAGAUUCAAUCUAUGCCCAGCCUUCCAAGGCUGGUAAACAAGUGAAGGGGGGCAGAAUUCUUUGUCUCCUACUACUCCUCCCCAAAGCCUUGUCCUAACAACCACACUCCCAUUGACUUCUCUUGGAAUUCCUUCAGGAUUUAUGUAAAAACACAGGAUUUAGCACUUGAAGACUAGCUUGCAUUUCUCUGUAAUGAAAUCUCUGGUGCUUUUGCUCUUAAAUUAUAUUUUAAAGUCCUCAAAGAUCAGCAUCUUUUGUGCCAGCUCUUCGCACUGAACAGUGUUUUAGUGGGCAAGGGGCAGAAGUACAAAAAUGACACUCCUUUGCCUAUAGGAAUAUAUGUAACCCUUUACAGAUAUAGAUCCUUUGCUAUUAGGUCUUCUUGCUUCCAUCUCCUUACUUUUUGUUUCCACCUCUGAUCCCUAACCUGUUUACCUGCAGUGAUUCAACUACCCGUCAGUCGUUGAGGUUUGGCGUAUGCCUGUAUGAUCCUUUUGCCUAAGAACACUCUCAACUUGAGUAUUUGGUCAGACUUUCAGACUGAGCACAACUAAGUACCUUUACUGGUCAUGCAUUUUUGAUGUUACUUAAUCGGUAAAGUUGUAGCUAUUUGGGGGGCAGAUGAGCAUUCUAAGAAAAUGACUUGACAAAAAAAAAAAAAAAAAAACUAAAAGAAUUUGCUGAACUUGUUUAGAAGUAUCCAAGUGUAUAAUAUUUGUUUUGCCUUGUUGGGAGAUAACUUAUUUGGCCCAGAACAGGUCUCUACCACCCAGAGGUAAAAUGGCCUAUCCAACCCAGCAAACCAGAAAUAAAUGAGUUGUAUUGAAAUGGGUUAAUGGUUCCAAUUCUCCACUGGUCACUAUUGGUGACACUAGGAAAAAAACAAAACAAACAAACGAACAAACAAACUUGUGUAGUUAAAUACAUGAUUGAUAUUGAAAGGUCUUUGUUAUAAUAGCCAGAAGUAUUAUUAUGACAAAUUUGGCUAGGUUUCAGAGUACCAGCAGACAGCUAGCAAGCAGAACUCAAAAAAGAUGUAGACAAUUGUGUAACAAUUGUAGUUACAUGGAAACUCCCAUAAAUAUCCAUUGAGGUGAAAAGACUAUUCUUAAAAUAGUCUUUCUGCUGAGAUGAUGCUUUUUAAUCUGUAGCCACCAUAAAGUUCUCUUUACUAAGAAGAUACUUAAUAUAAAUGACCUCUCCCCAACUCUUAAGAACCAUGAGCCCAACUUUCUCCUCUUUUAGGAAGGUACUGAGAGUAUUUGACAUCCUUGUUGUGUUAUCAUCACGUAGUCUUAUCCUUUAAAAUAUGCAAGAAUUGCUGAAGAGGUAAAGGCCAUGCCCAGUAUCCCACAUAAAGUAGGAGAUUUUGACAUGGCUAAUUAGACAUGGUCAUGAUGCUGUGAUGUACAUCUUGUAACGCCAAAAAGUUCUAUUCUUUAGGAUACUGGUUUCCAAAAGGUGUACACGCUGGGCAUCCUAUCAUUGUUGCUGACUCUAUCCCUUUGCCUCUACUCUGUUCUUCAAUCCCCUUGCAGGCACCAGGGUCAGCUCUCAAGGAAAUGAGAAAAAGGGGUGAACCCACUGACCCAGGCAUCCCAUCACUGUCUCCUGAGGCAAGAGUGGCGUUUUCUGUAAUAAGCAGAUGAGGGUGCCCAAGGAUACUGCAAGUUUGCACUAGCCUAUUCCUGGUUUCACCGAAAUAUGAGCUAAUUAUUUCACUGAGUUUUCCUGCCACACUGCCCCAUCUCUCCCUUUCUAGGCCAUUCUGGCUAGUACAGUCAGGGAUUCCAUCUGCAAUGGUCCGGGUGCUGGAGAGAUUGAUCUGCAGAGGACCGCAGCCCACACAACUGACAUCCGGAAUAUCCAAGCUCUUCAUGCUAUCCUUCUAGAAACCCCAGUGUCGCUGGUGGGGCCAAAUGGGCUUUGGGUCUCGGGGAUGAUGCAGUCUUCGCACUUAGAACCUUCUGAGGGCGCCUGGGCGUUGCAUCCUGUGGUGCGCGCUCAGGGGCCCCCUCGAGGCGGGGCCGCGCGCAGCCCGAGCUCAGCGGCCGCCGUACCCGCGUGCCGUCGAGAGUUGACUUUUCUGGCCGCCGCGGGGGCCGCGUCCGUAGCCAUGUCGCGGUUCUGUCGGCGCAAGUACAAGAACGGGGACCUGGUGUUCGCCAAGUUAAAGGGCUAUGCCCACUGGCCGGCCAGGAUCGAGCAAACAGCCGAAGCCAACCGCUACCAAGUGUUUUUCUUCGGGACCCACGAGACAGCCUUCCUGGGCCCCAAGCAUCUCUUCCCAUAUGAGGUCAAGGAGAAGUUCGGCAAACCCAACAAGAGAAGGGGCUUCAGCGAGGGGCUGUGGGAGAUCGAGAACAACCCCACCGUCCAGGCUUCCGAUUACCAGUUUGCGCAGAAGAGUGGCACUGAGGAGCUCGAGCCGGAGGCCACCGAGGGCUUUGAGGACCUGAAGAGCCUCACCGAUGGCAGCGGCGGAACCAAGCAAGGGCGGCGGGGCCUGGACCCACCAGCCUUGCAGAAGAAGGAGCGGCUGAAGAGGAGUGCGGGGGACCCACCAGAAGGCAUCCCCAAACGUCCCAGGGAGGCCAAUCCGGAAGCAGGGAAGGAGAUGGAGGAGGCCGCGGCCGCGGAGGAUGCGAGGCCACCACUCCCGGAGGCGGAGAUCAACCACGCAGUGACCCAGUGGGGACCCACUUGGGAGCCGCCGGUGGAGGAGGAGUGGGAGUGGGAGGAAGAGGCUGCUGAGAGAGAGGCUGAGGCUGCAGGCUUCGGACGCCCAGAGAGCCAGUAGUCACCAAGGUUUCAAGAAGAGCCCUCGCCCCUUCCCGCUGUGGUCUGGCUGUUACUAGGAAAACUGGUCUGGGCCUGCAAACUGGGACCGCCUCCACUGUCCCCACCCGCUCUCCUCCACCCACUCUCCCUCUCCAAGCCUGGCUCUUGGGGACUGACCAGGAUGGGACAAGCCACCAGGCCCUCACCUCUGUGCCCCUACUCCCUUAGGGUCUGAGUCAGAGCCUCUGCUCCCUGGAAUGAGACAAGACCGCCACCGUGUUCCCUCCCUGCCUGGAACUGUUUCCCAAGGCUCUGUCUAGGCAAGGGCUGGCCGUUUCUACCUCCCAGCAUCCCUCUGUCCCUUCCCUUUCGUUCUGGAGCUCUGCGUCGGAAUCAGUGGUAGAUGUGGAAGGGGUGGGGGGUAAGGAGCAGGGGACUUCUAGGGGCCUUUGAGAGGGGUAGCUCUCAAACUGUGGUGGUGUGGGUGGCAGGAGAGUGGCAUCUUCCUGAGGGCAUAGGAGUCCUCUCCUCCUAGGCCUACUUAUCAAGGGCCUAGAUGCUGAGAAAGUGGGUCGUCUUAUGGGGCAGGGCCUUCCUUUUGCUGACCCAGGGUGUUCUGGGAAUUGUAGUUUUUCAUCAGAUAAUUUGGGUGGGUGCUUCCAAGUUUGUGAGAUCAUUAGCUUUGCCCAGUUUCUUGGGUUGGAAGGUUAAGGAGCAUCUGAACCCAUUUAGAUCUUUAGGGCCAUAUGGGAUAUUCUGGGAAGACCACUGGCCACCCCUUCCCCUCUUUCCACAGCCUCAAGUCCACCCUACAUUCUUACAUAUCAAACAGGCAUAAAAGAAAUGGAUAUGUCUCCACUCUGCUCCUAGCUGUUCCAUCGCUUCCCCCGUUUGUGAAACGAACUAAGAAGUUUCCUUUCUCUUUGGAUUUUGAUGACUUUCUUUUUGUAGUUGAGGCUUUGGUGUUCCUUUGCAGUGUCAUUUCUCAUCCACGUCCUCCAACCUGGUGCCUUCAGUAUUGUCGCCAGAUCUGAUAUGUCACCCACUGAGUAGACAGAGGGAAAUGAGGGGCCCCUCUCCACCUCUUCCUAAUAGUCUCUUUAUGCCUUCCUUCGUCUUUUGUCUCUUUCACCCCACCCUUCUUCUCCUUUGGGCUCUGAUGACAAAUUGUUGACUGUAACUUUGAAAGUUUAGAUCUGAAUUCUGGGAAAUAAAGCCUGUUGAGUACUUUGAACAAAUAUCAGGUCUGUUCUUUUGGUUUCUAAAGAAUUGGCCCUGAAAUGUAA
This is a messenger RNA of Sus scrofa (pig), 6890 nucleotides long. Lineage: Eukaryota; Metazoa; Chordata; Mammalia; Artiodactyla; Suidae. The record is from RefSeq and is a predicted model, not a curated record.